Molecule: messenger RNA, 1927 nt
Organism: Cloeon dipterum
Lineage: Eukaryota; Metazoa; Arthropoda; Insecta; Ephemeroptera; Baetidae
Product: esterase E4-like
Exons: 9
Coding region: 46-1764 (572 amino acids)
Source: RefSeq, a predicted model, not a curated record
UUUGAUUUUUCCGGUCAACGACCAGUAGUUAGCUUCUGAUCGAAAAUGAAGCUACACGGGUCGAUCCUGGUCGUCUUAUUUUCUCUGCUGCAGCUCUCAACGCAGCAGAGUCCAAGGCCAACGCAGUCCCUGACGGUGACCAUUAAGCAGGGCACCCUGACCGGAAAGGUCAUGCAGUCGUUACUCAACAAACGAGACUUUUCUGCAUUCCAAGGAAUCCCGUAUGCGGCGCCGCCGGUUGGAAAUCUCAGAUUCAUGAGCCCAGUUGAGCACGCAGGAUGGAACGGCACCUUGAUGGCCACGAAAGAAGGAAGUGACUGUCCGCAGUACGACCAAAUCACCCGACUCUUUUCUGGCUCUGAAGACUGCCUCUUUCUCAAUGUGUACACACCUCAAAUCAACUCAAAACGGGCACUGCCGGUGAUGGUGUGGAUCCACGGUGGAGGAAUGGUCGAAGGGUCGAGCAGCGUCCAACUCACAGGUCCGGAGAUUUUGAUGGACAAGGACAUUGUCCUCGUCACUCUAAACUACAGACUCGGACUCCUUGGUCUGUUGAACGUGGGUAGUAAAGAGCUGCACGGCAAUUAUGCAAUUAGGGACCAAAUUCACGCUUUGAAGUGGGUUCAGGAAAACAUUGCGGCAUUUGGCGGAGACCCGAAUUCUGUGACACUGUUUGGGUGGAAUACUGGAGCAUCAAGCAUUCAUUACAUUCUUAUUUCACCCCUGGCCAAAGGGUUGUACCACAAGGCGAUUUUGCAAAGUGGCUCUGUGUUUCACAACUGGGCAUUCCAGGCGGACGGCUUCAAGGUUUAUGGGCGAGCUGUGGAAAACCUGGGCUGCGGAAAUGGUAGUUAUGAAGAAAAGGCGAAAUGCCUGCGCGGUUUGGACAUUCAGAAAUUGGUGGACGAGGCGAGCGCCCUGACCGUUCGCGAGAGACGCAGAUACCUGGCUGUCUCGCUCGAGAGUACCCGAGCACCCGAGCUUUUCAGAAAUGAUAAAAUGCUAUUGCCAGACGUGCCCAUCAUGACCGGAGUCACCACUCAUGAGGCCAUGCUCAACAUGAUUUUGCUUCGUCCGCUCAACGUGACAAAGGAAUUCACCGAAAACAGGGACUUCUAUGUUCCUCGCUUGUUAGGACUGAAGAGAAACACUUCCCAGUUUGAAAAUGCGUGGAAACAAAUAUCAGCUUACUACAAAUCCAUGCCUGUUGAUGAAAUGGAGCAAUAUCUCCUGAUGGCUUCAGACGCACAAUUCACGCUUGGAGUGGACCAGUUGGUGAGAGAAACGGUUGCCAAAGAGAACAGGAAGAGUCCGGUUUUCUAUUAUCAGCUAUCGUACAACGGCUCUAUCACUAGUUUGAUUAAGAGCCGCGUGCCAACCAACAGGACAGGAACUUCCCACGGCGACGACCUGGGCUAUCUGUUCACGAUGAACAUUUCCGACUCGUGGCAGCGCGCUCCGGCCCGGGACAGAGCCUUCAUCAGCCAGAUCACGACCCUGUGGGCCAACUUCGCAGAGAAAGGGAACCCAACCCCGGACGCAACAAGCGGCGUCAAGUGGCUGCCGGUGCGCAAAUCGAGCAACGAUCCUGAUAAACUAAUCACAAGCUACUUGGACCUGGGAGAAAAACUGGUCAUGAACGACAGGAGUCUCAACGACAAACGCAUGCAGUUCUGGGCCAAACUCAUCUGGGAGAAUUCUUGGAUCUAUAAACUUACGAGACCUGACCGCGUAAAACGAGCAGCUGGGUUUCAUUUAAACUAGAAAAUCUUUAGCCAAGAACAGGAAAAUGUUUUGUAAAGUCACAUACAAAUUAUUAUUUCUGAAUGACGUUAGUUGCUAAAUUAUUUUUUCAAUAUUCAAUUAAUGGUCUUUUUGAUUAGCUCUCUAUUCCAUUUGAAAUAAAAAUAAUCAUUUUCAAAAGCAA